AUGGCUACCAGUAUCGUCGCCUAUCUCCUAUCGCGAUCGGCUUUUGUUGGCAUUCAUGUCGUUUAUCUGUAUUGGUUGAACUUCAUUUUCAACGACCCGUUCGGUGUUGGUGGGAAUACUAUGGAUGCGAGAGAAAUCCUCCCAUACGGGGAGUGUACACAUUUUGACCCGGGGGCUUUCGUCGCGAACAUCGGCUCAUUUCUGAUAUUCUCGGUGCCGCAUUCUCUGCUGGCCAGAACUGCAGUGAAAAAGCGCCUUGGUCUAUACAACAAGCCAUACGAGAGACCUCUGUUCGCCUUCAUGAGCCCGAUAACUUGGUUCCUUAGUAUCCACACCUGGACUCCCUUUGACAACUGCGCUCGAUUCGAUAUCACCAACAUCAGCGCCGCUCAAGUCCUCGUGUUUGGUGGUAUAUUCCUUCUGGCUAACUUGUAUUUACUUGGUCUCCUGUACACUCUGCCAGAUCAUAUCCUUGGGACCAGUCAUUAUAAGUAUUGCGAGGGUGAAAAGCAUGCUCAUAAGCUGCUGACGAACUUCCCUUAUAAUCUGGUUCGUCACCCAUCGUCCGCGUCCUUCUUAUGGAUGUAUUGGGCCCUCCCAGCGUACACUGGUAACCAUCUUCAGCUCGCCGCGUUAUGGACCAUCUACAUCAUACCGGCCACGCUGUUAUUCGAAGAGGGUGGCCUUAGGGGACCCACAGGGGAGUUUGGUGAAGCUUAUGAAGAAUACGCUAGUAAGGUGAAUGCCUUCACCCCGAGCAAGUAUUCUAUCGCCACUAUUUUCGGUUGUCCGAUGGGGAUUAAAGCCAACGGCAAAAGCGCGUAG
This is a messenger RNA of Perkinsus marinus ATCC 50983, 825 nucleotides long. RefSeq lists its product as hypothetical. The record is from RefSeq and is a predicted model, not a curated record. Gene Ontology annotation, cellular component: nuclear membrane. The transcript has a single exon. Bases 1 to 825 code for a protein of 274 amino acids. NCBI's taxonomy places the organism in Eukaryota, Perkinsozoa, Perkinsida, Perkinsidae.